AUGGCCGUCUCUGAGUUGGUGAGUCAAACGUGGACUCUUACCAAGAAAGAUCUUUUACUUGUCGCUCGUCGACGGUGGUUCAGCACAUUCAUUCGAGCCGUCGCUUUUCCAAUCGUUCUUACCGUUAUCCUCGCUUCUGUCAAGAAUUGGAUUCACAACAAUGGUGGAUAUGGCAUUGGCGAACCGUCUCCCAUUCGAUCCCUACCUGAAGCUUUCGAUGCUGUGGGCACACAGAGAACGAACUUUGUCAUUGUUGACAGAGGUCUUCCGGGAGCAGACGUGCGGUUCGUGAUCGACCAGCUCUCUACCAUGGCUCGGAAUGGCAACCGCAACCUUCAAAUCUUGAAAGACUCCGACGACUUGACCACCGCUUGCCCAAGCUCUAGCAAAGGCGUCACCAACUGCUUCGGCGCUGUCGAUUUCUGGUCCUCUCCGGACCAAGCUCCUGGCGCGAUAUGGAACUACACCAUCUGGCAAGACUCCGUCAUCAGCGGCGCCGACGUGCGCAGCGAUUCCAAUGCUGUCCAACUUUACACUCUACCACUUCAACGUGAAGUCGAUUCCUUGAUAUCGCAAAGAAACAACGGCUCACAACUGCCCGAUACCAUCCUACAAUACCCGUUUACAAUGCAGACGCAGGAGCAAGUCGACUUUAAAGACAGCAAGUUCUUUGGCUUGCUAGUCACUCAGGCGAUUGCUUUCGUCCUCUUCCUGGCACUCGUCGGGAUAGCAUAUCAUCUCACGGGACACGUUGUUCGUCAGCGCGAAGAGGGAAUGCUGCAACUCAUCGACGCCCAGAUGCCGAACAAGUCUCGCUGGGAGUCUUUGGUCGCUCGAAUGUUCGCCACGCACCUGGCCUUUGAUAUCAUUUACUUGCCGGCUUGGAUUGUAUGCGGUGCGGUCGUUGGAUCAAUCAUCUUCCCCCACUCCAACGCUGGUUGGUUUGUCUUGCUGUACGUCAUGGCUGGGCUGGCUAUGACCAGCUUCUCAAUCCUAGCGAGCUCUCUCUUCCGUCACCAGCAGCUGUCAGCCAUCAGUGCAACAGUGGCUGCAAUAGCCUUUGCGAUUGUCGCGCAGUUCUCGCAGUCCGGACAGAAGUCCACAAACACCGCAGCGGCUACCGCGACUGGGCUCCUCUUCCCACCCAGCAGCUUUGUCUACUAUCUCGUCUCGGCUGCCGUUUCUGAAAUCUUCAGCCAGCCAUUCCGUCCUGAUCAACGAGUUCCUGCACUCCUCGGCACUGUCUUGGAUAUCAGAACCUGGGAUCUCUCCCCAAGUUAUUUCCUGGGCUUCUUUACAUUCCAGAUAGUCCUCUACCCGAUCUUGGCCAUUCUCAUCGAGCGCUUUCUUUGGGGAAGCUCGUUCCGAGGACGCCACUACCGCACGGCAGAUCAGAUGGAGGGCAACGCUCUUCGGAUCAAGAACUUCAGCAAGCGAUACAACAUGGCGGCGAAGAAGCGUGAUCGAACUCUUGCCGUCGACCAAUUGUCUUUGGAUGUUUUCGCUGGUACUAUCAUGGUCCUUCUGGGCAGUAACGGAUCUGGAAAAUCGACCACACUGAACUCCAUUGCUGGCCUCGAAAGCAUCACUGACGGAAGCAUUGAAAUUGACGGCAGUGGUGGGGUCGGCCUAUGUCCACAGAAGAACGUAAUGUGGCGAGACAUGACUGUUGAAGAGCACGUCUGGUUCUUUCAACGUCUGAAGAACCCAUCUCUUUCGCGCAAAGAGUGCCACGAGGAAGUCGCUCGACUCAUUGACGGCUGCGAUCUCAAGCAUAAAACAUACGCCCGGUCAAAGACGUUAUCAGGUGGCCAACAGCGAAAGCUUCAACUUAGCAUGAUGUUGGCUGGUGGCAGCCGAGUCUGUUGUAUUGACGAAGCGUCAUCUGGUAUCGAUCCAUUGGCCAGAAGAAAGAUUUGGAACAUCCUCCUGCGAGAGCGAGGUCAUCGUACCCUUCUGCUCACCACGCACUUUCUGGACGAAUCUGAAGUCCUGGCUGAUGACAUCGCGCUGUUGUCGAAAGGCAAGUUGCGCGCUCAAGGAACAGUCGCACACCUAAAGACGUCUCUGGGCGAAGGGUUCAACGUGAUCUUGCCACAGACAGCAGCCGGAAAGCUCCCUCCUACACUUGCUGACAAUGCUCGACAAUCUGACCAAGAUACGGUGCUGAACGUGCCAGACAGUGCGACUCUUACCCAGCUCAUUGGCUCUCUGGAUCAACAUGGCUUGACGAACUAUAAGAUCGAAGGACCCAGCAUUGAGAAGAUCUUCCUCCGGCUCGCAGACGAGAUGCAACACACGGAGUUUCUGGAGCAAUCGGCAAAGAGCGAGUACGUUUCUGAACCGCACGAGACCAUGACUCUACACACUGGUAAGGGAGCUGGACCUUGGCGACAAACUGGAGUCCUCUUCCGAAAACGCCUCACCAUUCUGAAGCACAACUUCAUGCCCUACGUGGCAGCGCUCUUCGUGCCUUUGGUGGUAGCCGGCCUCGUGACCAGAUUCCUCUUGAAUGUCUCCAAUAUCGGCCUCCAAUGUCAGAAUCCAAAUGACCAGUACAGCUCAUACAACUACUACAACGUACCACAAAAUCUGGCUCCAUACCGAGUCGGACAGGACCUCAUUCUGGGCCCGCAAAGCGAAAUCACCACGGGUAGACUGGAAGACUUGUUGCCUAAUGCUACAUUCUGCUAUCCAGGAUCGUCGUAUUGCGGCACCGAGGAUACGGACUACCUUCAGCAGAUUUGGAGUACUGCGAAAUACGCCACAUCGCUUCAAGACUUUAAUACCCAGAUCAACAACUCUUUGUCUUCGGGCAACUAUGGAGAAGGCGGCUUCUUCAUCCCAGCCUCUGGAGCACCUGUUUUUGCGUGGCUCGCGGGUGGCUAUAGCCCAUAUCCGCCAUUCGACAUGCUCGGUGCGCUGGAUAUGGCGCUGACGAACACAUCCGUGGCAAAGUCGUAUCAGAACUUCGCUCAGGGAUAUGCACCGAGGGACUUCUUUCAGAGUCUCGUCGCUGUGUUCACGACGCUGGGCUUCGUCCUAUUUCCUGGCUUGUUCGCGCUGUACCCGACCAGAGAAAGGAUACAGAAAGUGCGAGCUAUGCACUACAGUAACGGAAUCUCUACUGGACCUCUGUGGACGGCGUACGCCCUGUUCGACUUCUGUUUCUUACUACUAAUUGCAGUGCUGGUGACGGUUAUAUGGGUCGCCAAUGGGUAUAACUGGUACAGAUUGGGAUACAUGUUCCUGGUCUUCUUGUUCUACGGCAUGGCAGCCACUGCCUACUCCUACGUGAUCUCACUCUUUGCUCCAUCGCAGCUCGCAGCCAUCGCAAUGACUUGCAUUAUCCAAGCUGUCAUUGCCAUGCUGUUCUUCGUUGGCUGCUUCCUGACUGUCGACAUGGCAGACCUCUCCAAGAUCUACAGCCAGCUCGAGUACAUCUACUUCACAGUCGCACUCAUCUGCCCAGCUGUCAGCUUGCUACGAGCACUCCUUGUCGUCCUGAACGUCUACGCUCUUGCUUGCAAUGGUGCCUAUCUCUCAUCGAACCCAGGUUCGAUCAGUCUGUAUGGCGGACCAAUUUUGUACCUCAUCGUCCAGUCCUUCGUCCUGGUGUUGUUCCUCAUCUUCUGGGAAUCUGGCCGCAGUCUUGAGGCGUUUGGCAUCCGCUCCCGUUCCAAACGCAACACACCAAAGGAUAUUGAGAAGGACAGCGAUGCAGGGUCUGAUGGCGCUGAAGAGGGCGAACGCUUGUCCUCUGCCAAUGGUGGCUUACGUGUCCAGCAUAUCUCGAAGACCUUCGACCGGAACCAGGCCGUCGACGAUGUCAGCUUCGGCAUCCUUCCAUCUGAGAAGUUCGCCCUUCUUGGACCCAACGGGGCUGGAAAGUCGACAAUGAUCUCGCUCAUCAGGGGCGAUCUUCGUCCAGACUCACCUCAUCAAUCCGAGAUCCACAUCACGGGCGACAGCCUGAUGCAUGCACCAGUAUCCGCCAAGCAGCACUUGGGUGUAUGCCCCCAAUUCGACGCCGUCGACUCCAUGACCCUCUCAGAACACCUGCACUUCUACGCUCGUGCCCGCGGCCUGAACAAAAAGCAGAAAGAUGAAAACAUCCGCGAGAUCAUCACCCGCCUCGGCCUGGAAGACCACAGGAACAAACUCGUGAAGAAACUCUCCGGCGGCACGAAACGAAAGCUCUCCCUCGGCAUCGCCCUCAUCGCCAACCCCUCCGUCCUCCUCCUCGACGAGCCCUCAAGCGGCAUGGACGCCGCCGCCAAGCGCUCCCUCUGGGACACUCUCAAAGCCAUCUCCGCCGGCCGCAGCCUGCUCAUCACCACGCACAGCAUGGAAGAAGCCGACGCGCUCUGCGACCGCGCGGGAAUCAUGGCGCGUCAAAUGCUCGCGUUGGGCACCAUCUCCGGCUUGCACGAACGUUUCGGCGAUAAGAUCUACGUGCACCUCGUGCACGAAGACGCACCGCGUUCGUCGCAGGAGGCGAUGGAUGAUCUCUGGGAAUGGGUGAGGGCGACGUUCCUCAUCGCCGAGACGGAGAAGUCUGUGGGCGGACAGGUGCGCUUCGCGGUGCCGAUCCAGCGGGAUGAGGAUGCGCCGGCGCAUCUUUUGGAUGGGAGUCAUAUGGGACAGCUGUUCCGCGCGAUUGAGGCGAGCAAGCAGCAGAUGAGGAUUCGGGAUUAUAGUAUUGGGCAUGCGACGCUGGAUCAGGUGUUCUUGAAUGUUGUGUCGAGGCAUGGGGUUGAUGAGGAGAAUUCGCAUGCGAUUCGGAAGUAUGCGGGGUUGAGGAGGUUGUUGAGGUUGAAGCAGUAG
Zasmidium cellare ATCC 36951 is the source of this 4827-nucleotide messenger RNA. RefSeq lists its product as uncharacterized. Gene Ontology annotation, molecular function: ATP binding; ATP hydrolysis activity; lipid carrier activity. Gene Ontology annotation, cellular component: membrane; intracellular membrane-bounded organelle. Gene Ontology annotation, biological process: transmembrane transport; lipid transport. Lineage: Eukaryota; Fungi; Ascomycota; Dothideomycetes; Mycosphaerellales; Mycosphaerellaceae. The record is from RefSeq and is a predicted model, not a curated record. The coding region runs from base 1 to 4827 and encodes 1608 amino acids. The transcript has 7 exons.